UGGUUUUUGCAGAAGAGCGCUCAUGUGGUUUCCAUCGAUGGGCAUCAAGAUGUUCCUGCAAAUGACGAGAACUCUUUGCUGAAAGCAGUGGCGAAUCAGCCCGUCUCAAUUGCCAUUGAAGCAAGCGGCUUCGGCUUCCAGUUCUACUCCGAGGGAGUUUUCACCGGCAGGUGUGGCACAGAUUUGGAUCAUGGAGUCGCCAUCGUCGGGUACGGGAAAACACAGCAGGGAACUAAGUACUGGAUUGUGAGGAACUCAUGGGGAGCAGAUUGGGGAGAAGGAGGCUACAUAAGGAUGCAU
Dendrobium catenatum is the source of this 300-nucleotide messenger RNA. Its product is annotated as thiol protease SEN102-like. NCBI's taxonomy places the organism in Eukaryota, Viridiplantae, Streptophyta, Magnoliopsida, Asparagales, Orchidaceae. The transcript is spliced from 2 exons. Gene Ontology annotation, molecular function: cysteine-type endopeptidase activity. The annotation marks the transcript as partial. The record is from RefSeq and is a predicted model, not a curated record. Gene Ontology annotation, cellular component: lysosome.